Molecule: messenger RNA, 895 nt
Organism: Amaranthus tricolor (Joseph's coat)
Lineage: Eukaryota; Viridiplantae; Streptophyta; Magnoliopsida; Caryophyllales; Amaranthaceae
Product: 50S ribosomal protein 5 alpha, chloroplastic-like
Exons: 2
Coding region: 180-605 (141 amino acids)
Source: RefSeq, a predicted model, not a curated record
AUUCUUUCAAAUGAAUUAAACAACUAAAAAACUCAUAUCGAAAAUUUAAACUACCUAACAACCACUAACCAACUAUAAUCUUCCGUCGAUCAAACAACACCAAAAGUCUAAUUUUUAUCUUACAAAAGGAAAGGCUUAUCCAAAACCCAGUCUCCCACUCACCUGUUUUGAGCAGAGAGAUGGCUCUCCUCUCCCCUCUCUUCUCCCUCACGACUACUCCUCCUCCCACCACCUCCAUUAAAAUUUCUUCUUCCUUUGCAAUCAAGCUGCAAAAUGUUUCUGUUGCAUUGCAUCCGACAUUUAGACACGGCUUACAGGCUCAUGCACCAGAAAUAACUCGACAGAGAUGUGCUAUCAUUGUUAAGGCUUCAGCUGCAGAUAAACCGGCUGGUGAAGCUGAAGAUCAAUCGGAGAAUGAUGAAGAUAACAUCCCAAUUCAGAAUCUUCCACUGGAGUCAAAGUUGCAGCUGAAACUUGAACAGAAGAUGAAAAUGAAAAUCGCAAAGAAGGUUAGACUCAGAAGGAAACGUCUUAUGCGCAAAAGAAUGAUGAGAAAGAAAGGUCGAUGGCCACCUUCGAAGAUGAAGAAGCUUAAGAAUGUGUAAGAGAAGCAAUGAACUCGCUGACUAUUUUGUUUUCGAAAGAUUGUGUAGUCUGGUAUUUUGUUGCUCAUUUUCAAGGGGAAAUUCAAUUUGAUUUUUAGCUCUAAUUACGUUCCUGAGAGUACUUGUGUUUUUGUACUAGAAGAGAAACUGCCCUAUAGAUGCUAAAGUUGAUGAGAAACAUAGAUAUGUAUAUGUUUGUCCAUUUCAGCAGUAUGUAUAUGCUUGAACAAUCUGUCAAGGACAAUAUAAAUCUGUUUUUGGAUCAAGCAUUAGUCCUACUUAUUUUAGCC